This is a messenger RNA of Suillus subaureus, 402 nucleotides long. Its product is annotated as NADH2 dehydrogenase. The coding region runs from base 1 to 402 and encodes 133 amino acids. The record is from RefSeq and is a predicted model, not a curated record. Gene Ontology annotation, biological process: respiratory electron transport chain. The transcript is spliced from 2 exons. NCBI's taxonomy places the organism in Eukaryota, Fungi, Basidiomycota, Agaricomycetes, Boletales, Suillaceae.
AUGUUCAGAUUCACGCGUCCGUUGCUGCAACAAGUCACUAAGAAGACGACUGGUAUUGUGGGUCUUGCCGUCCACCCAAACCCGCUCCCAGAACUCUCCAACACUUAUAAUUCGACGCUCAGCGUCCUUGCUUCAAUACCGCCGACCUCCGUCUAUAGACAGGGCGUCGAGGCACUCACCAAACACAAACUCAACAUUGUACAAGGCGCAAAUGGAGACAUUGCAAGUGUAGAGAAGCAGUUGGAUGAGGGGCAAAUCGAGGAGUCGUUGGAUAUUGCUAAUGAUGAGCUGAAGUUGGCUGAGAAUAUGCUUGAAUGGAAAGCUUGGGAGCCUCUGGAAGAGAAGCCAUCACCUGGUCAAUGGGAGUACUUUGGCAAUACAGCGAGCCCGACAUCUUCGUAG